AUGGCGCCCUGCACCCUCAAACCCCUGGCGACCUUCACCCCGCCCUGCAACUCCCGCACAUGGAUGUCAACCCCACACCCGCACCUCCCAAUCCUCGCGACAGCAUGCUCAGAUAAGACUGUGCGGAUCUACAGUUUGCAGAAUUUCACGCAGUUGAGUGUGAUUUCGGGCGGUCAUAAGAGGAGUAUUAGGAGUUGUGCGUGGAAGCCGAAUAGUAAGGGACAGAGUGUGCUGGCGACGGGGAGUUUCGACGCGAGUGCGGGGAUUUGGAUGAGGUUUGAGGAAGGGGCGGGGGGUGGGGGCAUCGGAGGAGAGGGCGGUGAGGGAAUGGAGGUCGAUGUGAUGAAGGGGUUAGCAGGAGGAGAUGGGGAGGAAGGGGACGACGAGGAAGAGUGGAAGUUGGAGGUCAUCCUCGAUGGCCAUGACUCUGAGAUUAAGAGUUUGCAAUUCUGCCCCACUGCGCCGUUGCUCGCGACGUGUAGUAGGGAUAAGAGUGUGUGGAUCUGGGAGGAGCUGGAGAAUAAUGAGUUUGAGACUAUGGCGGUGCUGCAGGAUCAUGAGGGGGAUGUCAAGUGCGUGGGCUGGCAUCCGAGUGAGCAGCUGCUGGCGAGUGGGAGUUAUGAUGAUUGUGUGAGACUGUGGAGGGAGGAUGUGGAUGAUUGGGCUUGUUGUGCGCUCAUAACCGGGCACAAGGGGACGGUGUGGUGGGUGGAGUUUGAGGGAGAGGAGGUGAAGGGUGUGCUUGCGAAGGAGGAGGGGCUGACGGAUGAGCAGAACGCGUGGUUGGAAGAGAGGGAGCAGAGUGGACCGCGCUUGAUGACUGCGAGUGACGAUAAGACGAUACGGAUAUGGAGACGAAAGCCGAAAGAGAAGCCUGAAGCGCCAACGGGACAGGGACGAUUACCCAGCAUCUGGAAGAACAACAACUUCGAGGAAGACUGGUUCGAAGAAGCACGGCUCCCACAGGUACACGAAAUGCCAGUAUACGCCGUCAGCUGGAGCAAGAAAACAGGCAGAGUGGUCAGCACAGGCAGCGAUGGCAAGAUCGUGGUAUACGAAGAACAAUGGCGAAGCAGCGAAGCUAAAGAUGUUGAGAUAACAGCCGCUACACCACCACCUCCCGAGAACAAUGGACAUACUCAACAGCACGCUGGGUUGACAGAGUGGGCCGUGGUCGGAGUCGCGGAGAAUGCGCACGAUGUCUUUGAGGUUAAUCAUGUUGUCUGGGUACCACGCUUUGACAAAGGGAAGCGCUUCGAGGGCGAAGAAGUAGUCGUCAGCACCGGUGAUGAUGGAGAAGUUAAGGUCUGGGCGCUGGACGAUUGA
Molecule: messenger RNA, 1326 nt
Organism: Fulvia fulva
Lineage: Eukaryota; Fungi; Ascomycota; Dothideomycetes; Mycosphaerellales; Mycosphaerellaceae
Product: putative cytosolic iron-sulfur protein assembly protein 1
Exons: 1
Coding region: 1-1326 (441 amino acids)
Biological process (GO): iron-sulfur cluster assembly
Cellular component (GO): cytosolic [4Fe-4S] assembly targeting complex
Molecular function (GO): protein binding
Source: RefSeq, a predicted model, not a curated record